AUGGAACAUGUCGAGGUGUUCACGUUUUCCCACGUUGAAGACCUGCUGAGAACGACAAACGCUUAUCCGGCAAAGAUGAACGUUUUUUCUACGAAAUCAAGUAACUUUUCGGAGACUAUGUGCGGAAACCGAGUAGGAGCGGGCAAUAGCAUAAGCAAAACGUUUUCGAAAAAAGAAAUUGUCGAAAUGUGUCGGAAGAUGAUCAUGUCGACUGAAUUUGCAAUGCCAAUUUGUCGACUAUGGCAUAAAAAAGAUGAUACAUUUUGGGUUCCAAAGGAAAAUCUAUAUUGUUCGUUUUAA
This is a messenger RNA of Funneliformis mosseae, 300 nucleotides long. Lineage: Eukaryota; Fungi; Glomeromycota; Glomeromycetes; Glomerales; Glomeraceae. The record is from the annotation of a GenBank genome assembly.